Molecule: messenger RNA, 2696 nt
Organism: Salvia miltiorrhiza (redroot sage)
Lineage: Eukaryota; Viridiplantae; Streptophyta; Magnoliopsida; Lamiales; Lamiaceae
Exons: 23
Coding region: 272-2539 (755 amino acids)
Cellular component (GO): plasma membrane
Source: RefSeq, a predicted model, not a curated record
CGGAUUACAAAGUUUAAAAAAAAAGGAGAACCAGAAAACGCUACAUACGGGUGUCGGACGCAUUCUCCCAAUCUCCCACAUUUGAUAAACCCUAAUCCUUCCCGCGACAAAGAAUCCUAGCAUCGUUCACCGCCGUCGCAACCGCCGCCGUCCUGGUCGCCGCCUCCGCCGUUCUGGACCGCUGCGGCCUUCUGGAGCAUUCGUGAUCAACGAGAUGAUUUCAUUUGAAUGAAGGAGGAACCAGGUUACCCAUUUUGAAGGAAAAAGAGUCAUGGAGAAUGGGGAAGGCAAUUUAGAAAGUAGAUUUGCGGGGUUGACGGUAAACGACCCCUACAGUAUCAAUGGCAAUGAUGGGUUAUUUCAGGUUAUGAAAGCAGUCGAAGCUGCUGAAGCCACCAUUAAACAGCAGGUGGAAGAGAAUAAUCGUUUGAGAUCUGAGCUUCAGAAAAAAAAUGACGAACUUGAGAACUAUAAAUCGGGUUAUGCAAAAUAUCAAAAUUAUCAGUCAGGUGGAUCGGCCGACCAUUUUAAUGUGCCAAGUAGAGCUGAUCAACUAGUUCUACAAUUAGAAAAUCAACUGGCAGGGCGAAAUGUGGUCAUCAAUUCGGGAAAUGUUAUGCCAAAUUCCGUUCUUCAAUCAGAUCUUAGCAGAAGUAAUAGGGAUCACGUGAUGCAAAUGCACGCUGAGAACCAAUUUGAUAACAAUAUGAAUGGACCAUUGAACAUGAUUCAUGGUGAUCAUGCUGCGUCAGAAAACUCUGGUGUAGCUCAGAUUAUGUCACCAUCUAUGACAUCUACCCCUAACAGGAACCAGCAAGAAGGCAAUCUGGAUUCAGAGUUAAGAUAUUCUGGAAGGGAUUUGGUUUCUGUUUCUGAUGUUAAUAAUAAUACUGGUUCUUCAAAGCAGGAUAUAGUAGUAAAGAUUCAGGAACAUGGAGAGGAGAUUUCACAAUUAAGAAAGCAUCUCGCAGACUUUUCAAUGAAGGAAUCACAAAUUCGCAAUGAGAAAUUUGCCCUGGAGAAGCGUAUAUCUUAUAUGCGUCUGGCCUUUGAUCAGCAACAGCAGGAUCUCAUUCUUGCUGCCUCUAAAGCAAUUUCGUACAGACAAGACAUAAUGGAGGAGAAUGUUCGUCUUACAUAUGCAUUACAGGCCUCACAACAAGAAAGAUCAACAUUUGUGACUUCGCUGAUGCCUCUUCUUGUGGAGUAUUCUCUUCAGCCUCCUGUUGCAGAUGCACAGUCCAUUGUCAGUAAUGUCAAGGUUUUGUUUAGACAUUUACAAGAACAGCUUCUUGUGACUGAGGGAAAGCUGAAAGAGUCGGAGUAUCAGCUUGCACCUUGGCGUUCUGAAAUAAAUUCAUCCAAUUUCACUCAGUCACCUGUUUAUCCUAAUGAGAUAAAGAAGGGAUUGGAACUGGUUCCUCAACAAACAUAUUCUGAUGGAAAGAUGCAAUCUUCAGAUUCUCAGUCUGCAAUGGUUGGAGAUAUUUUGGGUCUUCCUCAAAGUGGGCUGGAGAACUUGAAGAAUUCAGAGCACGAGUUGGGGAGGCAUCUAUCUCUUGGAAGCAGGAACACAGCAUUCCGUGAAGUACCUCCCCAGCUUGCAUACAGCCAGGUGGAUCUGCAAAAUGUUCGAAAUAAUGAUGCUACAGUCAGUAAAAAAGUCACAUUUGGUGACCUUGUUAGAAGUAGUGAGUUUGAGGAACCUGAAAAUAGAGGAAUGCUGAGUGAUAGAGAGCACUCAGCUAAUUGGAAUUCCAACACUGCAGCUACGACUGAUGAUCCCAACUCGUCCUUUUCUCCUUUUCUACCACCGGUUCUUGAGGAACCCUCAUCCUCAUUCUCUGAGGCUGCAGAUGAUGAUCCACUACCGGCAAUAGAUGGUCUGCAGAUUUCAGGUGAAGCUUUUCCUGGUCAGCAACUACAAGCAUGCGGAUACUCCAUUAAUGGAACAACCAGUUGUAAUUUUGAGUGGGUGCGGCAUUUGGAAGAUGGAUCUUUUCGUUAUGUUGACGGAGCAAAACAACCGAAUUAUCUUGUUACUGCAGAUGAUGUUGAUACUUGUCUGGCCAUUGAAGUACAGCCAUUAGAUGAUAGAAAACGGAAGGGUGAACUUGUGAAGGUCUUUGCGAAUGAGCACAGGAAAAUUACUUGUGAUACUGAAAUGCAAAGGUGCAUUGAGAGGAACCUUUAUACCGGUCAUGCUUCUUACAAGCUAUCCCUGGCGACUGGAUAUCUUGAUAUAUGGGAGCCAGCUACAUUGACGAUUAAAAGGGACGGUUACAGCAUAAAAUGUAGUGGUCCCAGCGGUGUAGUCACUGAGAAGUUUUCAUCAUCUACAAUUGUCUCUAUUCCAUAUGGAAGUCCAACAGAGUUCUCUAUAGGUGAUUCUCAUGGUGCUGAACGCAUCUUGAGAGUUGACAGUAGCUUGGCAGAUAUAAGUGGCUCAAGAGACACUAUUGUUCUCACCUUCAGGUUAUUCAUCUUAAAGGCUGGUGAGAAGAAGAGGAAGAAGAGAAGCCUUUUCUUUAACAAGUAGACAUUUGUAUAAAUCCAAUUCUAUUGUGCAUAUGUCAAUUUUUUUUGCCUGUGCUGAUCCGAAUGAUAUAGAACUUGAUUCGUUUAGAUAUAGGGAAUGUUCUACUUUCUUGAUGUAGAUUUCUUGACAUUUGUAUAGAGCUCGACUUCAGAUUUUA